Messenger RNA from Neltuma alba, 2416 nucleotides. RefSeq lists its product as uncharacterized. NCBI's taxonomy places the organism in Eukaryota, Viridiplantae, Streptophyta, Magnoliopsida, Fabales, Fabaceae. Gene Ontology annotation, molecular function: protein binding. The record is from RefSeq and is a predicted model, not a curated record. The transcript has 9 exons. The coding region runs from base 37 to 2106 and encodes 689 amino acids.
GAGGGGGUGUUUGGAGUGCGAGAAAAGAGGAGGAAAAUGGGCGAGGUAUCUGAAACGAUGACGAAGAGGAAGAAGAAGGGACGCCCAUCUCUAUUAGAUCUUCAAAAGCGCACUCUUAAAAAACAACAGCAACAUCAACAACAGCAAUUGCAACUACAGAACCCGAAAUUAAUCAAUUCACAUUCUGACCUAAACCGUCGUCCCACCCGCCGAAACUCCGUUCUUGGUUUAAGGCAUGCGACUGAAGAGGGGAUUGCUGACGAUGACGACGACGACGAGCGCAAAGAGAAAAAGCAUAAGCUCUUGGUUGGUUUGAAUUCUCAUCAUCAUUAUUCGGCAUUAUCACCGGUUAGUCCGGAGCCGUACGGCACUAACUGGAAUGAGGACGGUCACGAUCCCGAGGAUCCUCGCAAGAGACGCAGGAUCAAUGUCACAUAUCAAGGAUCAGAUGAAACGAGUGAAAAGGUUCCGAAAGCGACGGACAGUAAGCAUGGUUCGCAGGGGGAGUCCGGCCCCACUACACCUUUGCCAGACAAAAAGCUCUUGGUGUUUAUACUUGAUAGGCUUCAAAAAAAAGAUACCCACGGAGUGUUCUCAGAACCUGUGGAUCCAGAAGAGCUUCCUGAUUAUCAUGAUAUCAUUGAACACCCGAUGGAUUUUGCAACGGUGAGGAAGAAAUUGGAUGGCGGAGUUUAUAACAAUUUAGAUCAAUUUGAGAAAGAUGUAUUCUUGAUAUGUUCAAAUGCAAUGCAAUAUAAUGCACCAGAUACUAUUUAUCACCGGCAGGCCCGAGCAAUGCAAGAGUUGGCCAGGAAGGACUUUGCUAAUCUGAGGCAGGAUAGUGAUGAUAGUGAACCACAGCCCAAAAUUGUGAGAAGAGGUAGGCCGCCAGGCAAGAAUUCAAGAAAGUCGUUGGGAAUGUCUCCCUCUGAGUGCGUCGCUCCUGAUUCUUCCUCAGAUGUAACACUUGCUUCGGGAGGAGAUAAUGGCAGUGGCGGCCCUAACAGUUAUAAUUUGAGAAAAGGAACAGGUAAGUUCCAGCCUGCAGAUUCAUUAGCCAGGACUUCACAUAACACCUUAAACAGUACGGGAUAUACUAAUUGGUUGUCUGAAUGGGAGAAUGAAUUUCCAGCUUCUGUUUUAAAAGCUGUUUUAAGAUAUGGAAAGAAGCAAUUCAUGGUUGACGAGACCAGGCGUGAAACGUACAAGCAUCUAGUGGCUACUGAGGAUGAACCUCCAGUACUGGCUACAAUUGAAGAAGAAUUCAAAAAACUAAUCGCGGUGGGUUUAACUGUGAAGCAUAGCUAUACGAGAAGCCUGGCCCAUUUUGCUGCUGAUCUUGGUCCAGUUGUUUGGAAGAUUGCUGCAAGGAAAAUCAGCAGUGUUUUACCAGGAGGACAAGAAUUUGGUCCUGGAUGGGUAGGAGAAGAUGAGGUGUCACAGAGCCAACAGUUUGCAAUUUAUGACCAGGAUAGAUCUUUAGACGCUUUUGUGCCAGACAAUCGUUCAAGUAGAUUUCUUCCUCCAUCUGGCUCGUUUUCUGGUGGAUAUAAAUCAUGCUUACAAAGUGGAGACGUGAAAUCAAUUAGAGGAUUGAAUUUUCAAAAUGAGCUUAAUUCAGUUAACAGUGUUGAUUCUGGCAUUGAAUAUGUGGUUCCUUCAUGGAUUAAGCAGGAUUCUGUUGUUCGCUCUGACGAUGUAAUAGGUUCAAAUGACCGGCUAGGUCCUAAUUUUUCACCUCAAAUGAGGAUGGUAAACCUUUCUGACUUAACCGGGCUGCCAAGUUCGGGUGAUGGUUCUCGAAUGAUUGACAAGGGUAUAACUGGCAACUUUGCUGCCUGCUUGAUGCCUUCAGAGAUGAGUUCACCCGCAAAGACCCAAAUCUCAAACGACUUUGGUCAAUCAGAUUCCAGUAAUAUGUUGGCGGAGGAAUCUGGCUCUGAUUUUCAAAAAGGGCUCGCUGUCAAACCAUUGAUAAUUCCUGUGAAACACAAUUCUUUGUCAAUUGCUGAUGAUUUAAAUAGGAAGAUUGGAGCAACAAAUGCAUCUAGUUCCAGUGUGGAUACUGGUUCUCAUCUGCAGCCCAAUUUGGCACUCCAGCUUUGAUGGUGGAUUAUUUAUUCUCACUUGUUCCAUCAAAGUUUUGGAGCUUAAUGAAACAGAAUGAAAGAUUGGACCAUUUUAAACAUUUGACUUAGAAUGGGGAGUGGCUUUGAGGCGGUGGUUGUAAUUGGUGGUUGUACCGCAAAUUCAGUUUCCUAUUUGUAUAGUUACGGCAUUGAACACUAGAGCAUCAUUUUCACGCUAUUGAAAUGAAUUUAUGGUCUCCCAAGAUUAUCACGGAAGUUUCUUAGUUUUUGGUAGAUGUAGUGUGAAUUGUGGAUCACUGAGCAAUGCGAGUUCGCUUUGUGUAGCA